Messenger RNA from Clonostachys byssicola, 3468 nucleotides. The record is from the annotation of a GenBank genome assembly. Lineage: Eukaryota; Fungi; Ascomycota; Sordariomycetes; Hypocreales; Bionectriaceae.
AUGGUACUCGAUGAUGUUCCAGUACGGCCAAAAAGGCCAUCCAUUCCGGGGGCGUAUUCACGUGGCCUGAGCGUUGGAAAACAUGAGCUAUCAACUGGUUUGAACCGACUCCAAGGGCUCUUACUUGUGGACAAUGAGCCCUCCAACUCUCGCCCACUUACAAUCAACUCACCGGAGAGGUUCGGAAAGAUCCAAGAUCAAGACAUGACAAGAAAUUGCACUGAGUCGCCAAACAAACGCUACACAUACCCUCACACAUUCCAUGCCUCAUCAUCGUCCACGUCUUCAGACUUCCAAAAAAGUGAAUCGGGGGCUUCAUACAGUACCGAGCUUAGCACCGCCCCCAGCACCAGCCCCAGCCCUAAGUUAACCCCUCAGGGGUUGCCUUUGCCAGAAGUAAAGAUCGAUGACUGUCUUUCACCAGAGACGCAUGAAGGAAACCAUCCAGGUGUCCGAGAUGAUCCUUACCGGAAUCCAGUACAAAUCCCUGGCUGUCUGCCACCAACAUUUGUUUACCCCCAUAGCAGCUCAUCCAUAAGAGAGUCAUAUCAUGACAGAUUCCGGGAGGUUGUAAACCUGUUCCGACGAAACACAUACGAGGAUCCAAAACUACGAGAGAGUAUGCGGUUCAUUGACUAUACACUGAAGCUAUGCGGGACUUCGCCAGCAGAUGCCCGUCCAUCUAUCCUUGCCUUUUGCCGAAAAAGCGACUUCAAGGCACUCAACCGACUCUUGACUAACAAGGAGCUCAAAUAUCAGUACUGUCUUCGUCGAUCGUCUUGGAGGCCAACAUGGUUGGGGCAAGAGACAGCAGCUAGUACUACGAGCGAUAAGCCGUUGUUUAAUCUGUAUUUCUGGCGCCAGGGCAGACCAAGAAGCCUCUUUUGGGGAAAAUGCCAUGCCAAAGUACACGACAGUCGAAGCGAUGCGUACCCUGAGAAAGUAGGAAAGCAUUUGAUAUGUGGCUCCAUUGUUGAGAUUCGCAUAAAGGACAUCCAGUUUUCGACCCUCGGCUUCACUUUGCAGAUUGGCUCUGAAUGGUACACCACCACGUCAAGGCAUGCGUUUAGACAUGCAUUCGGGCCACCUACAGCGGAACAUUUCGAUGGGGAGUCGAAACCUCCUAUCUCAAUCACAAACCCAGUGACAGAACCCGGAAGAGAGGAUGAACGGAUCUAUGGCUCUGAUUCAGACCCUUCCGAUGCCGCCGCAGAGGACUAUUUAGUAGAUGAUAUCGAAUAUGAAAGCCUCCCGGAAGACGAGGAAGACGACUGGGAUGAGGAAGAGACCCAAAUUGCACUUGAUAGCUACUGGGAUAAGAUCAAUUCUACGCACAGUAAAGGCCAAGAUGAGGCGACCGAGGAGGCACCUGUGAUCUUCAUAACGUCGGGUGAUCUCGACAAAUCUGGCGACCUUGACUUGGACUGGGCCCUGCUUAAAUGGGAGAAGCCUAACGGCCAUAUCUGGGUUCCAAAUACAUAUGGGUCACCCGGCUUGCGAAGUACCAUCCUUCUAUCCAAGGUUUCCCAGUCUCAGCCGGUGAAGGAAACUUCAAUUUUGGUACUAACAAGUCGCCAAUCGCCACAGCAUGGAGUGCUACAGCCUGGCACUGCCAUGCUGGGUGGAAUAAGUGGGAGACAAUCAUCCAUCGCAUGGAUUGUUCUAUUGAAUGAGAAGAGGAGUCUCACGUAUGGUGAUUCUGGAGCGCUCGUCAUUGAUGCGUUGACUAACGACAUCUAUGGUCAUGUGAUUGGGUCCAAUCCUCUAGGUGAAAUCUACAUCAGCCCAUUCGUCUCGGUAUUGCAGCAGAUUCGACAGAAGUUUCCUGGGAAAGCCUUGUCACUACCGGGGCCCCUUGAAAUGAAUGCCAAUGCUUCUGCUACUACGGACGAUAUCAUUGAACUUUAUCAUUCACUGCCAGAUCUGCCCAAGGGCAAGGGUUUACCCAGAUUGAGUGAGCUAAGCCAGCCACGUCGGGCCUUGCCACCGACCUCCAAGGCUGUACUGUUUCAGUCCGACAGUAUAGUAGAGGUUGAAGAAGAACACUUCGAAGACUCACAGUUUGGUGUUCCAUAUACGUAUCCUGAUUAUGACUUAGGGGCUGAAGGAAUCUUCUUUCAUACGGUCCGGAAGCACUCUAUGGCAGAAGAUAUCGAUGACUUAUUUUCAUAUUUCAAAGAGCCACCUUUGGGGCAUACUAAAUUGCAGGCUUCUAAUCCAUCUUCAGCCUCAUCGAAUACUUCUGCCCAUGGUCCACCUUCGGGAUUUUUUCGUUCCCCGAGAGAUGCCCAUUACCGGCAAACUCAUGAUCCUCGAGUUAACAGCCUUGAAGGAGCUAAGAGGUAUCGAGAUACAUCACGUUAUGUCCCUGUACCCACAGCUACUGCCCCGGGCCUGAUCCGAGCAAGGCGGCAUAUUAAUUCACCUCUUCGUGAUGCGCCACCUCCUCCUCCUCCUCCCGUGUUUACAUUGGCUCAAAGGCAUUCUAACGCCGAAGGUUUCUCACCACCACGGAGAUAUGAUAGACCUGGGUCUCUCUACCAAUCUCGUUACGAAAAUCGUAGUGAAGUCCAAAGCGAAGGAGACAACGAUACUGAUAGACCGCCGGCUCAGCAUUAUCCUAGACCCCAAAGAGAUGACCGAAAUCUGCAUGAACCUCGAGCAGAGCUACACCAUGACGGAGACGUAUCGUAUGGGCAAUAUUAUGAAGCUGGGAAGAUGUCGGAUGCUAGCCUUCAGUUCCACAUGGAUCGUCUAAGAGGCGUCAGAACACGACAUGACCAGUCCAACGUUCUGCAUCAAGACCCAAGGACCAUAUCGGGAAUCAGACCGAUCGUCCAUAAUCAUUAUCAUCAUCAUCCUCGGGCGAGAGACCUAAAAACGAUGAGUCCUGAAGACGAGGAUAAAUAUGCAGCUGUGUUAAAAUACCAAGAGGACGUCAACAACUCGAUUCCUCUUACAGCUGAAGCUCUGCGGAGGGCGAGGAAUGCGGGGGGUAGUGAAUCAAGCAGAAGAAGCACUACCAGCUACGCCACGAGUCGAAGUUCUGCUAGUGUCAGGACGGGGCGUACGUCCCAGAGCCACGAUACAGAUAUCACAGCUCCAUCUGAAUAUGGGGAAAGUGAUGCAGGUACCCUAGGGAGUCGGCAGUAUUCCAUUGAUGACGACAUAAGGAUAUCAGUCGCAGAGCUUCCUCGGAGGGCUCCACGUGAAAAUGUUGGAGAUUCGCUUCAAAGACUGCGGGCGGAGUACAACCGUUCACCUCCCGAUGGGUUGUUCUCGAGACAUGAUGAGUCCAGGCCAAAUAAUACCCGGCACUUGCAUUCGGCAGGAAUGACAGAUGGGGACCAUAAGCUGGAGCGUACGCCCCUCUUGGCCCGCAGGGAGAUGGAAAGGGCCUUGGGAGUAAAACCCGAAUACCAGAAUACAAUCGAACUUGAUGAACUUGAUAGACUUGAUAGAUCAUGA